AUGGAGGCUGUCGGCAAUAUCAUGCUGAGCCUGCACCGAAACCUCCAAGAGAUUCAGACAUCCCUGGAUGGUAGAGGUCAAAGCAGAGAGCAUGAACUUCUGCAAAAUGCAAUAGACCGGGCUGAGCAGGCGUUGCGUUCGCAGGCAGGCAUACCGAAGUGUGCGUUACAUGUGGGGAGUUCCAAACCACGAACAGGGGGGACUUGA
Symbiodinium natans is the source of this 207-nucleotide messenger RNA. NCBI's taxonomy places the organism in Eukaryota, Dinophyceae, Suessiales, Symbiodiniaceae. The record is from the annotation of a GenBank genome assembly.